Gadus morhua (Atlantic cod) is the source of this 1686-nucleotide messenger RNA. It is a transcript of the gene stx17, whose product is annotated as syntaxin 17. NCBI's taxonomy places the organism in Eukaryota, Metazoa, Chordata, Actinopteri, Gadiformes, Gadidae. The record is from RefSeq and is a predicted model, not a curated record. Gene Ontology annotation, cellular component: plasma membrane; autophagosome membrane; SNARE complex. Bases 395 to 1264 code for a protein of 289 amino acids. Gene Ontology annotation, biological process: vesicle fusion; exocytosis; intracellular protein transport. The transcript has 7 exons. Gene Ontology annotation, molecular function: SNAP receptor activity; SNARE binding.
GAGUUCUAGAAGUUGGUGUCGGAAACCAUAUCGUGCGGACCAGGAACUGAAGUGUUGGUAAACAAAGGAGAGUCUGUAACUUAAAGAUUGGAAAGGGAGAGUUUAUUGUGAUCAGAGACGAAACUGUCGGCGUUUUUAACAGGCUGUACGAUUCGAAUCCGUUAAAUAACAUCUUAUAUCCAGUUUACUAAUGGGUAAGCGAAACACACAACACUGACAUACAGCACACGUCAGUGGACUGCUGGGUCAGAUGAGUUAUAUUGGAGCUAUCCGACUCUGAAAGCGAGGUCCUCAUGCUUAUUGUUACGAGCGGUGUACAUUAGUGCCGGAGGUGUGAGAAGGCCCAGUGUGUGACUUGAGCCUAGAUGUUGGCUGCCAUCACCAGGCCACUAUCAUGGCAUGGGAGGGCAACAAGCUGACACUCAGACGCCUGGAGGCACCUGUACAGAAGUUUGUUAAAGUGGCUCUGCCCACAGACCUGGAAAGACUGCAGAAACACCACAACAAUAUACUGAAGUUUCAACGUGGUCAAGAAUGGGAACGCCUCCACCAAGAGCAUAUCAAUGCCAGCAGAACUGUACAGCAGCUCAGGGCCAACCUCAGGGAGAUGGAGAAGCUGUGUGGGCGUGUCCGCCCUGAGGAUGGCCCCGCCCUGCAGCAGUUGGUCACGCCCAUCAGAGAGCGAGCACUUGCCGCGGCUCAAGACUUCCUCCUUCUACACUCUAACCCCGCCCCCUGCCCCCGUUGGUCUGACCCAUCGUCCACCGGCCACCCCGUAGACCAGGAGGGUGACGAGCCCCCGCCCCUCUGCCAGGCUCAGCUCUGCCUCCCGGAGAUCCCUGCCAAGCAGAACGCUGCAGAGUCCUGGGACAGCCUGGAGGAGGACCUGAAGGAUCUCAGCGGCCUGGUGACGGAGUUCUCCCUGCUGGUCCAUUCCCAGCAGGAGAAGAUUGACAGCAUAGAAGACAACGUCAACACAGCAGCUGCCAACGUGGUGGAGGGGACCAGGAGCCUGGGGAAGGCGGUGGGCUACAAGUUGGCCGUGCUGCCCAUGGCAGGGGCCCUUCUGGGUGGGGUGCUUGGGGGUCCCAUCGGCCUGCUGGCGGGGUUCAAAGCCGCCGGGAUUGCGGCUGCCCUGGGGGGCGGCGCGCUGGGCUUCGCUGGGGGGAGCCUGGUCCAGAAGCAGCGCAAAGCCACGGUGGAGCUGCAGAUGAAGCGGCUGAACGCACCGCCGGACCACAAGGCCCCCGAGAAGAGCGACUGAAGAGACAGUUCUACAGCGGGGUCGGGACACCCGCUCCUCUGUUGGCGACAACAGGGGACGGCUGUCUCAUGAGUCACACUACAGCAUGCGGUUGCUGUGCCUUGGAAAGCAGAGUGGAAGUCAUGGCACUAUCAACACUAACUUGAUUGUUUUUCGUCAACCUCUAUCGUUUUUCUGGAAAGCUUUAGUUAUUCAAUGCAAUAUAUACUUGUAUUCUUCAAGAUUGAUUCCCUCCCUCUUCUGUGAAAUGCUGUCCUACUUUAAACAUCAAAACUAUAGCACUACUUUCAUAUAUGGAUGAGAUUUGAAUAUGUAAAUUAAUAACUGUAUAAAAGUGCCUAACGAGAUCACGUCAUUGAUCCAAACAUGCCAUUAUAAUGCUGACCUUUAAUUGCCAAAUUAAAAUGGAUAUUUUCGACCUU